AAACACCUCUUCACCCACCCCCACCAAAAAGACUUCUAAAAUUUAACCCCAUAAAAACCUAUGACCACCAUUUUCAUAGAGAAACUACACUUUUCUCUUUAUCAAUCAUCUCUCUCUAUCUAUCUACACUCACAGUCAUAUAUCAUUCAUAUUUGUGUGUAUAUAUAUAACUAGAGAGAAAUCUAGAGAGAGAGAGAGAGAGAGAGAGAGAGAGAGAGAGAGACUUUAGAGAUAUAGAAAUGGAAGUAGAGGAAAUCAAGAGGAGCAAUAGCAUAAGCAACAGGGAUGGUGGCUGCAAUGGCGGCAGUGGUGGUGAUGGGCACGAGCAACACACGUGCAACAGAUCAUUCGGAAAGAAGUGUAGCCAUAUAGCAAAGAAACAAAGGGCUAAAUUCUAUAUAGUAAGGAGAUGCAUAGCCAUGCUUGUAUGUUGGCAUGAGAAGGAAAAAUAGCAAACUCCUCUCCCAUCUUCCUUCCCCCAGGCAAAGAUAAUGCAUAUUUCUGUAUCUUUAAACUUAUACUAGUAUUUUUUUUUUCCUUUUCAUUAGAAAUUAUUUUGUCCCACCAUGUUCCUUUACUAUUCACAAAUUGACCAAAAACUAUACUCAUUGAUUUCUUAUAAAUUUCAGAUCUGUUUAAUGUA
Molecule: messenger RNA, 643 nt
Organism: Lactuca sativa (garden lettuce)
Lineage: Eukaryota; Viridiplantae; Streptophyta; Magnoliopsida; Asterales; Asteraceae
Product: small polypeptide DEVIL 16
Biological process (GO): negative regulation of cell population proliferation
Source: RefSeq, a predicted model, not a curated record